UUCAUUGGAACAACAGCUAAACGUUCAACAAUAAUUUUUGAGCAAGUUGAUUUUUUUUCUUUUCCAAAUUUGUUUUUGAAAAAUGCGAGUCGUUAUUAAUCUUCAAGAUAAUGAUGGAGAGGAGCACAAUAGAAGCAAAAUUACGCUCAAUGACCAGGCGACCAUCGAAGCAUUGCAAAAAGAAUUGAAACGUAUCUUUCUUAUCGAGCCUGAAUUUCAACAGAUUUAUUUCGAUGAGAACCCAAUUGACACACUUUCUGGACUGUUGGCUCAUCUUGGUACUGGGAACGAGUACAAACUCGUACUUAAACAUUCUCGACUAAACAUGUGGGAUGCUUUCAAACUAAUGAUCAACGAUAUUGAGAAGAACAAAAGAAAGGAACAUAUCGUUAAGGAGAACGUGAAAAUUUGUAUUCAAUAUUUGGAAGCACUCGUAAAAGACAAAUUCUUUCAUGCUUACCCAAAAUUCGGAUUUACAAUGAUAGAGUUCAACAACAAAUACGCUCAUUAUGUAGACGUGGACCACGAAUACAUCAAAAUGGCCGCAAAAUUUUAUUUUUCCAUUCGUUUCGCAAACAGGGGUGAGAAUCCAGACGUAGAAAUAGCAUUUAAGCCAAAAGAAAAGAGCGGUGCUCAAGGCGGCUUGAUUUGUGAAGUGAGUAAAAGCGGAGCUCAGCCUACAAUAUAUCAUAUUAAGACACAUUUGGGAAUUUCAACUCUUACAUCUCAUCAUGUUGGGGUCGAUCUUCGAGAAUUGUUUGUAUACAAGCUUCUAGAACUGAUAAAAGUUGGCCCAAAAGUGCACUUUCUACGGAACAUCCAUGUAUCUCGAUUCGGAAUUUACAUUGCCACGGAAGAUGUUGCCGGAUUUACCCGAAAAAGUGAAGCAAAUAUGGUCGAGGAACAAAAGUCGCAACUCGAUUUACUCCGUCAUAUUCUUUUCCUAGUGGAUCUUCAUUCGGCAAAUUAUGGCAUUGAUGGUGAAAGAAAUCUGUGUAUUGUCGACUUUCAGAUUGGCAACCAUCGAAGUAGUGCUGACGGGCGAAGUUUUUUGGCACGCAACAAGACUUUUGCAAAGAAGUACAUUGAGUCGUGGAAUCUACAAAGUAACUUGGACACCGCUGAUCAUGCUAUUGUUGAACAAAAGAAACUCUUGGAAGCUAAACAUAUUGAUAGAAAGUCGAGCAAACAUUAUAAAGAAUAUUUCGAUAUAAUAAAAAAAAUUGUGGAUAAUGCGGCUCAAUGAUGAUAUUAAAUCUCAAUGUCAAUACUUUGCACUUAGAUUUUUUUGCUGUUGUCGAUGGUGUGUGUUCCACAGUCAUUAUCAAAAUAAGAAAAAUAUGAGCGACAUAAAGAAGAAAGAAUGAAAUCAUUCCAUUUAUUUUUGAAAUUUGUGCUGCAUAUUGACAAUUAAAUGUAUUGAUUUUCUUAUUAUUCAAUUUAAAAUAUUGAAUCAAUUUUGAAUGAAUAAAAAAUUAUUUGAAGAAAAAAAA
Sitodiplosis mosellana (orange wheat blossom midge) is the source of this 1493-nucleotide messenger RNA. RefSeq lists its product as uncharacterized. Bases 83 to 1246 code for a protein of 387 amino acids. NCBI's taxonomy places the organism in Eukaryota, Metazoa, Arthropoda, Insecta, Diptera, Cecidomyiidae. The record is from RefSeq and is a predicted model, not a curated record. The transcript is spliced from 6 exons.